AUGGCAAACGUAGAGACCAAGAAGAAUAGUUACCUGGAGAUGGCGCCUAUGCCAAUGGUGACGCCAGAGAGUGAAAGUGAAAUAUUGUUGCCGCCGUUGCCCAACGACGAAACAGGGACGGUUCCUAGUAGCAUAAUGAGCGACCAUAAGGCGUCGGUGGCUACAUCGAUGUCAAACGAAAGCUGUGUAUCGCUAGAGUUGGAUACAACGGGGAAGGAGUCGCUGUUCAACGAAUUUGUACAGAAUCCAAAGUACGAGUUGAACUCGCCUAGUUUGAAUAUAGAUCCGUUGUUUGCCAACUUGGCGUUGAAUGAAGCACCCCAGAUGGCCGAUCAGACAACCACACAGUCGAACAACACUUCGCCUUUGAAGCGGUUGAAAAACUUGAAGAAAGGCAUCCGGAAGCUUUCACUCUCUAAGAUGAACGCUCCUUCGUUGAAUGUUCUGGUGUCGAAUACUUCGCUGAGUGUCAGACCGGGAGUGAGUCCCCUAACCACCACCGAAGACACUAUCGACUCGUUUCUGUCGGCUUCGACGAUCGAUUCAUUGCAUUCGGCCGCCAAGGUGAGGAAAUCAAGCUUGAUCACUCCCAUGACGACGCCGAUCGGUUCGCCUGUGGGAUCUCCUAUCAUAACGUUAUCGGAAAACUUGUCGGGUUCGUCCAAGAAUAUUGACGACUUCGAGCGCAAUUUCUUCCGUAACUUAAAUAGCAAUGAUUCUACUACAGAAGUCUCCUCGAUGGCAGACUUAACGAAGCUCGAAGAUUUAAUCAACUACCUGAACUUCCUAAACCAUCUGAAGGUACAGGUUAUCGAUGCUUUUGAGUUGACUAAAGAAAGAUUGAUUAAAUUUGGUUGGUGUUCAGAUGACGAUUUGAAUAACUUGCAAUUCCAGAAAGAUUCUUCAUUGCUGCAGAUCGACACUAGAAUAUUACAGCUCGAGAAAAAAUUGAACAAACAGUACAACACAUCAAUAUUGUUAUGUUCGAACAACAAGGUCCAGAAAAAAACGAACUCAAUUAGUUCAAGUAUCAGCUCGAUUGACAACUUGAAUUACGCCAGCGAGAACUCGAAAGCAUCCUCUAUCAGUUUAAAAAACUUAGAGAGUAGAUGUUUUUCGUAUCCCGAUUUUUGA
Messenger RNA from Debaryomyces hansenii CBS767, 1134 nucleotides. RefSeq lists its product as uncharacterized. The record is from RefSeq and is a predicted model, not a curated record. The transcript has a single exon. NCBI's taxonomy places the organism in Eukaryota, Fungi, Ascomycota, Pichiomycetes, Serinales, Debaryomycetaceae. Bases 1 to 1134 code for a protein of 377 amino acids.